AUGGCAGCAUCACUGUUUACUUUCUCCUCCACCUCAAGAAGAGUCAUCCCAGCUCCAAACUCUCCUCCUCUUCCCAUAUACAUCAAAGCCACAAAUGUCAUCUUUAACCCUGAUAUACCAGAUGUUCAUCGCGGUCUUGGAAUUGAUGAUUUUGUUAAUUUUCUAGUAUCUUGCAGACUUCGAUAUGCUAUCAGUGAGGUUCCAUCAGAGUUCUUUCCCGAACAAGUAUGUGAGUUCUACUACACCGCAACAGUCAAUAAUGAAAACAACAUCAUCUCCGACACUAUUGGGAGUGGCCGUCGCUCAGUUUUCAUCAACGCUGAUCUCCUCCAUACUGCGCUCAUGUUACCAAUUUUUGAACCAUUCUCUGAGCUUCCAACUAUUGAACAUUGUAUACGCCUCUUUGACCAAAUGGGCUAUGAUCACUCCAAGGCUGGUGCUCGACCAGCUCUCAUUCUACGUCAGUGUAUGACUCCUGGAUGGAAGUUCUUCACCGAGGCACUUUGUAAGUGUGUAGGUCACAAAUGUCGCAGUGGUGAUCAACUGAGUGCUUUUGAGCAACAAGUGGUAUGUUCACUUCUCCUCAACAAACGUGUUGAUUAUGGGGCUUUCUUCUUCGAUCAGCUAGUCCAACUUCUUUGA
This is a messenger RNA of Lactuca saligna, 642 nucleotides long. Lineage: Eukaryota; Viridiplantae; Streptophyta; Magnoliopsida; Asterales; Asteraceae. The record is from the annotation of a GenBank genome assembly.